AUGCUCAAUCCGGAAAACCAGGCUCUAAAGAUUUUGAUUUCAGGUAUUCAUGUUGAAGUCAAAACUCUCCUCUGUAUUGACACGGUCGGCGCCUUGGGCAUCCCGCACACCGGAGUUUUUGGUUUCCUCAAGAUGCUGUCACCUCUCAUCAAGAAGCAACAGUUCAUGGAGACAAAUGCGGCCUCGAAUGUCCAAGUUCUGCUGCAUGUGCUUGCCUUGCAUGAGUCACGGGGUCCGUUCCGGCCGACGUUGAUGCAGAUUGACGAGGCGUCCAGCCAAGUCCUGGAGCAGCUCUGGUUCCUCGGCGGCCACGGUGACGUCGCCAAGGACGACGAGUACGGCUGCAUCGGCGACAUCGUCCUCGCGUGGUGCGUCGCCAAUCUGGAGAAGCACGCAGGCAUCGUCUUUGACGAGGCGAAGCUCGCUGUCCGGUUCGACCGCAUGGACGCCGACGUGCCCGUCUCGGGCGUCGCGCCGAGCGCCCUUGCCUGGCACGACUCCAUCGGCGACCCGGUCAAGGGCCUGUGGCCGCUGAUGGGUCGGCACACGCGCGUGCCCAACGUGCAGGCGGCCGAGGGGAAGCGCACGAACGAGAGCGUGCAUGUGACGGCUCGGCUUCGCGGGUACGGGAGCAGCCGCGGAAGACCGGCGGUGCCGGGACACAGCCUGGAGCCGCGGGAGGGAUCAUUUGUGUGGAGGCGAGACGGGUCCCAGUCAUCGGAUGGUGGCGAUGAGUCUUUCAUUCUCCACGAAGCGGCUCUAAGUAGCCGUGAAGCUCAGCUGCUUGGGAUUUCCCUUGCAACAUGA
Cordyceps fumosorosea ARSEF 2679 is the source of this 807-nucleotide messenger RNA. RefSeq lists its product as hypothetical. The record is from RefSeq and is a predicted model, not a curated record. Lineage: Eukaryota; Fungi; Ascomycota; Sordariomycetes; Hypocreales; Cordycipitaceae. The transcript has 3 exons. The coding region runs from base 1 to 807 and encodes 268 amino acids.